Molecule: messenger RNA, 993 nt
Organism: Paramacrobiotus metropolitanus
Lineage: Eukaryota; Metazoa; Tardigrada; Eutardigrada; Parachela; Macrobiotidae
Exons: 5
Coding region: 226-696 (156 amino acids)
Source: RefSeq, a predicted model, not a curated record
AAGGGCAGACUUGAAUUCUUGCCAAAACUAUUCAGGAACAAAAGGAUCGAUCUAUUUCGGCUAAUAAAUAUUUUACUGCAGAUUGCACUCAAAUAAUCAAGCUGAAAGUAAAGAAAGUUGAUGUUUGAAACCAGAAGCCAUCCUUAGCGACAAAGGUUUUUCUCAAACAUUGUCGGACAAGAACUUACAUUCAGAUACGAAUACCAUAUAACCUGCGUAACGGAAAUGCUGAUCCCUGGAUCGUUGCUGGUUGUUGGCUGCUUAAUUGUUUUACUGAAAGGAGCAACUCCGGGACAAGGAGCUAAAAUAGAAGCCUCCGAUUUAAAUGGCAGAACAGAAUGUUAUACGUGUCCAUCCAAUCCAAAUGACAUGCUGGCUUACGAAAAUUGUGCCUCUUGGACAGGGGAUAUGGAUGGCGUUGUAUGCGAGAAGGAAGAACAGUCCUGCUAUAUCCAGGCAUUGUCCUAUCGUGUCAAAGGCGACAAUGAUCUGCGUUGGCGUGUGGCCCGCGGGUGUAGCCCCCAUCCGUUCAUAGGAGCCGGAAAUUAUGACGUUGAUUCCUCCCAGAUAUAUUCGAAGACAUUAUACCAAACUAAUCAAUUACUAGAUUACAUGAAGGUCGUCCAAAUCGUGUGCACGGAGGACCUAUGUAAUGGAUUAAAAUUUAGUAGCUCUUCUGUUCCAGCAGCUAUGUAAUAUUAUCCGCCCACAGACCCUUACUGGUGGAGCAGACUUUGCAAAUGAAAACUGUUAAUCAGUAAAUCAAACAACCCGAUUUACGCUUUUUCUGGUUUCUGCUCAGGCAAAACAAACUUUCCACCAGCUGGCUGUUAGUUUUCUAUAAAUCUGCAAUUGCUGCGGUUGCUCAUGAUUGGUUGACAGGAGCAGCUGUUCUAAAACAGUGCACCGACCCAAAUCAGACUGAACUAAGAGCAAUAACUAAUAAUUUAUCUGAAGGCUAAUAAUUAAAAAAAUGCUGACAGGAGGACAACU